Molecule: messenger RNA, 3877 nt
Organism: Salarias fasciatus (jewelled blenny)
Lineage: Eukaryota; Metazoa; Chordata; Actinopteri; Blenniiformes; Blenniidae
Gene: adamtsl5
Product: ADAMTS like 5
Exons: 13
Coding region: 608-2281 (557 amino acids)
Biological process (GO): proteolysis; extracellular matrix organization
Cellular component (GO): extracellular matrix
Molecular function (GO): protein binding; metalloendopeptidase activity
Source: RefSeq, a predicted model, not a curated record
ACACCGUGCGCUCGAGCAGCACGCGCGCGCAGCUGUUGGCCCUCUGUGCGCCUUUAAGCGCUUGUUUCUCUCGCGCGCUGCGCACUGACGACCCGGUUGGACUGAGUGGUGCACGAGCUGCUGGAGAUACCUGCUGCUUCAACAGGGGACAAAUAACCUGCCCGAAGACGAGAGGACAGCCGUUGACACUCGCACGGGGACUAAAAUUAGUGCACAGUUUUGUUUUAAUUGCUGGAAAUAUUUUCUGUUUCUCAAAAAGAGGGAAUUUUUUUUUUUUUUUUUUGUCAAGAGAAGACACCGAUUCAUUGGCAGCAGAUGUGUUUUUGAAAUACGAAGUAUGUUUCAAAAGACAAAACUUUUAUGUUUUGUGAACUGAGAAGCAAGAAGAGAAGAAUAUCAUUUGAAGAGUCCACUGUUGAGGGACGAAGACCCCCUCAGGGGAGACCUGGAUAUGGAUGGUGUUGUUGGAUGUGAAAUGUGUGCACAGCCUGCAGCUGGGAUGCACUGUGCGUCUGAUCCGAGCCGUUUCACAUUAUGAUUCUGGGAUCCAAACUGCACCUGACUGCGAAUGUAACAUUAUUUAAGCUCCAAUCCAAAAGGAUCUACUAUGUCCUCUGUUCAGACCAGGAAGCUGAUUCUGUGCCUGACCCUGACCUUUGUCCUGCUGCUGGUGGCACCCGUCUGCCUGUCGUCCCCACAGAGCGCCUCUUGGAUUUCCUCGUGGGGUCCUGGCCGUGGGGCUUCAUCGGGGCGUUCGGCACGAGCACGAAGGCAGCUGCACUAUAAAAACGAGUGGGCGACGUGGAGCGUCUGGUCGGUGUGCUCACGCAGCUGUGGGGGCGGAGCCUCUGUGCGGACGCGCACCUGCAUCACCAGGAACCCCGUCGGUGGACCAUGUGCAGGAGAUCCAAGACAAUACAAGAUCUGCAACACCAAGGACUGUCCGUUUGGCUCGGAGGACUUCCGAGAGAUGCAGUGUGCUGCCUUCAACGACCGACCGCUGAUGGCUGGACACUCCUUCAGAUGGACCACCUUCCAUGGAGGCUCUAACCCUUGUGAACUCAGCUGCCUCGCUUUGGGUCACAACUUUUACUACAACUUUGGCCGAGUGCUUGACGGGACUGCCUGCGACAAGGAGCUGGGGGCGGUGUGCGUCAACGGACGCUGUCUGACCCCUGGCUGUGACUCCAUCUUGGGUUCAACGCAGCAGGAGGAUGCCUGCAUGGUGUGCGGAGGGCACAAUUCCACCUGCCUGCACCACAAGAGUGUGUACCAGAGCAAUGGUCUCGAUGCAGGCGGUCCUUUUGGAUACAACGAAGUGGCCAUGAUACCAGCUGGAGCCACUCACAUCCGAGUCACCGAUAACAGCCGGAAUUAUCUGGCACUGCAGAACGGACGAUCCCAGUUUGUUAUUAAUGGUAACUGGAAAAUCAGCGUUCCAGGCGAGUAUAAUGUAGCCGGGACAAAGCUGCUGUACCGGCGCUCGGCGGACACCUACGAGAGUUUUGAGGUCCCGGGACCCACACAAGAGGACCUUCAUCUAAUGGUUCUGGCCACAGACAGGAACACAGGGAUCGAGUACGAGUACUGGCUGCCGCCGAACCAGUACGCCUUGUACCACGGGAGAAGCCCCCCGCGUCAACCUCACCACACUGCUGCCUUCCUCCCCUGGAAUUUACCCACUACUACAACCACAACCACCACCACCACCACCACGAGCCGGCCUCCCCCGAGCACCACCCGCUCACAAUGGUUUUCCAGAUAUUUGAAGCCUCCACGCCAGAUUCCUGCUCAGCGGCCUCACAGGCCCAUCCCGCCACGCCAUGAGCGAGAGGACACCCACAGGAACCACCUCCCUCAGCUCACGCCGGGACGACACUGUGGAGAAUGCCUGCGAGUUCGAGGUCGGAGAGAACGUCAGAAACAGUACUGUCAGAAGGACUUUGUCUUCCGAGCCAGAGUCCUUGCGAAGCUGUACCACGGCGAGGAGACCCGUUACGACGUCCAGAUCAUUCACACCUACCGAAACCGCUUCCGCCUGGAGCACCGAGAGUUCCUGUGGGUGCCGAACGUGUGCGACUGCCCCCAGCUGGAGGUGGGGAAACAGUACAUCCUGAUGGUGCGGCGCCACAUCAACCACGAGCGGACGCUGAACCGCAUCCUGCUGGAGGAGGACAGCUACGUGGUGCCGUACCGGCCCAGAGAGGACGAGCUGCUGCGGCCGCUCGAGAGACUCUGCAGCAACAGAGGGCCCAAAGACCCGGCAGAGCUGAGGGGAUGAGAGCAGGCUCUCCGCUGGGAGCCACUUUUAUUACCUUCCCGUCCGGAUCUUCCAAACAUUGCCAGAGUUGCUGAGAACCUGCCAUUUUCUCCACCGGAGAAAAAUGAUCUUCCAGCUUCAGCUGACUCUCGCAAACAAAAGACUCCAUGUUUAUUUAAGAAAGGACUGGCUGAAAAUACCAAACCGAGCACUUUAGGUGGGCACGACUGCCCACCUUUAAACACAUACCAAAGAGAAGAACAUUGACUGAAAUACCCUGUUUUGUUGUCAUUUUUUUCCAGAGCGAUCAUUUAUUUUUGUUUAUAUUGUUUUUUUUUUUUUUGUGUAUGUGUAAGAAAAAAAUCCACCUCAGAAAACUUUGAAGUACAUCCAUCCAUCUUUUAUAGUCACGUCAUCCGAGUUUGUGUUGCUGCAUCCAGAGCUGAUCUCAUGUUUCGUUAAAGGCGGUACAGUCUGAACUCUUCACCAGGUCGGGUCAAGCCAAUCACAACACAACCACUGGUUAUCGGAGAUAAAUGAUCAUUUUCUUUCUUUCUUUCUUUCUUUUUUAGCUUCACUUUAAUGCAGUUUGUAACACUUCAGUCACUCAAGUCAGAACACUGUCCAGCCACCAGCAUGAUGCUGUCGUACAGCCAGGAAGGAUUGUGGGGGAUUCUUCCCAUCUUCCACUAAUAGUGAUUCUUGUUACUUCAGUAGUAGACCAAAUAAAUUACCAAAAAAUAAACGAAUUUCAAAAUACUAGAUUCAGAACAGCUCACUUAAAUAUCUCCACUUGAUAAAAAACUUGAUGUGAAGACUUCGAUAUUGACAGCUUAGAGAAUUCGUGACUUUCACCAUCGUUGUCUGAGAAUUAUCAGCCCUGCUUUACUUAAAACACAUUAAUCCUACAUGUGUUUGAUCAGCUGGUCCCUCUCCGCCUGGCGAUUUUCCAAGACUGAAACAGUGAAAGUUACACACCCACUUUAAACCUGACCAGAAGGUGGAUUUUGUUUCUUUUAUUAUACCGAACAUAUCGCUUCACAUUGUAUUUAAAAACAAGCUUAAAUCGCAACACGUUGCUUGUGUGUCACUUGUGCAAUGUCAUUAAUAUUGUCUGCGUUGCUCAUUUCUGUGUGUGUUUUUAAGUGCAUUAAAUCAGGUCUUCUCUUUGAUGGUUUACGUGAAAGAGAUUUUGAUAUGUAUACAGUAUUUUAUUGUGUGGCACUGAUUAGCUACAAAUAUACUAAUGUAUGAAUUGUUUUGUAAAGCUUACAGCUUAUGAGUUUUUGUGCCUUGCGCCUGUUAAGUAUCAAGUUAUCUCCGAAACCUCACACACGUGUGCCAAAAUAACCUGUUUAUAGAGUAAAGUAUAUAUGAGAACGAUUAACUAUAUUUAAAGCUUUUCAAGGUUCAGAGCAGUUCAUGAUUUGAUGUGGAAGUAAAGGCAAUUUCACUCAUAUUUAUGUGGUUUUCAAAUGAGAAAUCAGACAUGAAAAGAACCAAAAUUGUAAGAAAACAGUGUAUUUAAAAAAAAAAAAAGAACUUCACAUCUACAACAACUGAGAAACUACGCAAAACUGCAGAUAGAAUAGCUACACAUGCAUUGCUUUAGCUGAG